CAAGUUCCAUCGUCCCGACAUUUGCUUCGCCCCUAACAAAACCCUAAAAUUACUUUCUGACGAAAUCUUUGAGGUUCGUUAAAUUUCACAGAACGUUGAUCGGUGUCCUGAAAUUACAGUCAUGGCUGCUAAGAUUCUUGCAAAUUUGAUUGUAUUGGGCUCUGGAAUCUUGAUUAGGGGAAUGGUUCAAGCAUAUCGUCAGGCUCUCCAAAAUGCCUCAAAGUCAGGGGUUGCUCAAGAAACAUUACAAAAUGCUGUGCGUAGAGGAAGCAAAGCUAUGACUGAACAAGAAGCCAGACAAAUUCUUGGUGUGACCGAGCAGUCAUCCUGGGAGGAGAUUGCACAGAAGUAUGAUAAUCUAUUUGAGAGGAAUGCCAAGAACGGGAGUUUUUAUCUGCAAUCAAAGGUUCACAGGGCCAAGGAGUGCUUAGAGAUGGUUUAUCAACCGAAAGAUCAUCCGGGUGAUCCCGUGGUUUGACCGUUUGACCUUUUUUUUUAACUAAAAAGAUAUUUUAAAUAUUUGUAUAUUUGUAGUCUGAUAAAUUUGUAAGCUAGAAUAACAAUAACACUGACCCUUCCUUCAUGAGAUUGAAAGGAAGCCAAUAACACAAUAUAAAGCUCCAAAUCAUACACCCCACAAGAUUCUCCUCAAAAACCAGUUCACCA
This is a messenger RNA of Lactuca virosa, 666 nucleotides long. The record is from the annotation of a GenBank genome assembly. Lineage: Eukaryota; Viridiplantae; Streptophyta; Magnoliopsida; Asterales; Asteraceae.